Messenger RNA from Clupea harengus (Atlantic herring), 5181 nucleotides. RefSeq names its product protocadherin 10b (gene pcdh10b). Gene Ontology annotation, molecular function: calcium ion binding. NCBI's taxonomy places the organism in Eukaryota, Metazoa, Chordata, Actinopteri, Clupeiformes, Clupeidae. Gene Ontology annotation, cellular component: plasma membrane. Gene Ontology annotation, biological process: homophilic cell-cell adhesion. The record is from RefSeq and is a predicted model, not a curated record.
CAAUUCAAUGGGUUGAAAUCCUGCAGCCACUGGCAGGGGCGGAUCUUCUGGCAGAGUUGUAAUUGGCGUCCCAGAUCACCAAUGAAACGUCAAAUCUGCGGGAGUCAGCGCAUGGCAUUGGCUGGCGCAGAAAGUGGGCUGCGGCAAAACCAACUAGCCGAGCGUCGGACCUUCAGUCCUGUGCGAGCGGAGACCACCGGAGCGCCAAAGAAACUGGGACAGUCCAGAUAACAUCAGUAGAGCAAAGAAGUCAGACAACAGCUAAUAUUUAAUUGUUCGUUAGAAGUAGGGAUUAUGACACUUUCAAAACGUUGCAUCGAGUCUAUACAAUGAAUGGAUUUUUGCUUUUGUGCGUUUGUACCAGAAUGUCACGUUUCUCCUGAAGCAAAAGCUUGUUUUGCUGAACUCGGCUGCGCAGGGAGAAAACGCUCUGGGGAUCCGAUCAGCAGUGGACAUCACAGAGGCAGAAUGGUUUUCUGCAGACAGCACUAGUGUACAUGGAAAAAAGAUUUCCACCUCUUUUCCACAAGCCUUAAGCAGCUGCGCCUUAACUCUUGGAGCUGGUGAUGGGAGUUUUGGAAUAGAUUUUUUUCAAGUGCACUUGUUGGUUUGGAGAUGAUUGUGUUUCUGCUUCUGCUGUGUCUUGCGAAUGGCGUUGUCUCUCAGAUACGUUACUCGGUACCGGAGGAGGGGGAGCACGGAACGUUCAUUGGGAAUAUCGCGGAGGACUUGAGCUUAGACCUCACGAAACUCGCGGCUCGCAGGUUUCAGACUGUGCCCAGCUCGCGGACUCCUUACCUGGAGGUAAACCUGGAAACCGGUGUGCUUUACGUCAAUGAGAAGAUUGACCGGGAGCGCAUUUGUAAACAGAGUGCCACCUGCCUCCUCCACCUUGAGGUGUUUCUCGAGAACCCACUCGAACUCUUCCGCAUCGAGAUCGAGGUCUUGGACAUUAACGACAAUCCUCCUGAAUUCCCGGAGACCGACAUCACCGUGGAGAUCUCCGAGAGUGCAACCCCGGGCACCCGCUUCCCGCUGGAGACUGCCUUCGACCCGGACGUUGGCAGUAACGCAUUACGCACCUACGACAUAACCACAAACAACUAUUUUUACCUGGACGUACAGACGCAGACCGAUGGGAAUAAAUUCGCUGAGCUGGUGCUGGAAAAACCUUUGGAUCGGGAGCAGCAGGCAGUUCACAGGUACGUGCUGACCGCAGUGGAUGGUGGCCAGCCCCCUCGGACUGGCACAGCGCUGCUGGUAGUGAAAGUACUAGACUCCAACGACAAUGUUCCGGUGUUUGAUCAACCCGUGUAUUCGGUUAGCCUGGCCGAAAACGCGCCAGUGGGAACGCUGGUUAUUCAGCUUAACGCAACUGACGUCGAUGAGGGAAUGAACGGAGAAGUUGUGUAUUCUUUCAGCAAUCACAUCUCCAGCAGGGUUAAGGAGCUAUUCGAUAUAGACCCACGCACAGGGAGGAUAGAAGUGCGCGGGGAUGUGGAUUUCGAGGAGAGCAGUCUGUACCAGAUCUAUGUACAAGCAAAGGAUAUGGGACCAAACGCCGUGCCUGCGCACUGCAAAGUUCUGGUGCAAGUGACAGAUCUGAAUGACAAUGCGCCUGAGAUCACCUUCAGCACAGUCACGGAGUCCGUUAGCGAGAAUGCUACUCCGGGAACAGUAAUUGCGCUGCUCAGCGUCACGGACAAGGACUCCGAGGAAAACGGACAGACUCAUGUAGAGAUCCUGGGCGAAGUGCCAUUUAAGCUCAAAACCUCGUUUAGGAACUAUUACACUAUUGUCACGGAUGGCCCGUUGAACAGAGAGAGCGUAGAUACCUACACCGUAACGGUAGUGGCCAGAGAUAAAGGCUCUCCGUCUCUUGCCACAAGUAAAUCGAUUAAACUUCAAGUUUCUGAUGAAAAUGACAAUGCGCCAGCGUUUACGCAGCCCAUUUAUGAUGUGUAUGUAACUGAAAAUAAUGUUCCCGGUGCUUACAUUCACGCAGUGAACGCAAUAGACCCUGAUAUUGGUCGAAAUGCGCAUUUAAAUUACUCCAUACUGGAGUGUGACAUACAGGGUAUGUCGGUCAAAACCUACGUGUCAAUCAACAACGAGAGCGGAGCUCUUUACGCCCUCAGGUCAUUCGAUUAUGAGCAGCUCAAAGACUUUAGUUUUACAGUCCAGGCAACAGACAAUGGUAUCCCCGAGCUCUCCUCAAACGCCACAGUAAAUGUGAUUAUAGUGGACCAGAACGACAAUGCCCCCUCUGUAAUUGCACCACUGGGCAAAAACGGUACGGCCAGAGAGCCUCUACCCCGCUCAGCCGAGCCAGGAUACCUAGUCGCUCGCAUCGUCGCCAUGGAUGGAGAUGAUGGAGAAAACGCACGGCUGUCUUACAGCAUCCAGAGGGGCAAUGAAAACGGCAUGUUCCGUAUGGACUGGCGGACCGGAGAACUAAGGACUGCACGCAGAGUGUCUGCCAAGCGGGACCCCCAGCAGCUGUAUGACCUGUUGAUCGAGGUUAGGGACCACGGUCAGCCACCUCUGUCCUCCAGCGCCAGUGUGAUGGUGACGCUGGUGGAUAGCGUGGUGGAGGGCCACAAUGGGGACCGGAGCGGUACGGCCAAAGCGAAAGAAACCAGUCUGGACCUGACUCUUAUCCUCAUCAUCGCUCUGGGCUCCGUUUCCUUCAUCUUCCUCCUCGCCAUGAUCGUGCUUGCAGUACGCUGUCAGAAGGACAAGAAGCUCAAUAUCUACAACUCGUGCCUGUCCGGCGACUGUUGCUUCCUGGGCUGCAGCUCGUGCUGCUGCGGCAGGCAGGCGCGGGCCGCUCGGAAGAAAAAAAAACUGAGCAAGUCGGACAUCAUGCUGGUGCAGAGCGCGCACGCCAGUGCAGCCACCAACGCGGCCGUCAGCGUCGCAAGCGCGUCGCAGGUUCCCGUGGAAGAAUCCGGGAGCUUCGGCUCGCUCCACCAAAGCCAGAACUAUUGCUACCAGGUAUGUCUGACACCGGAGUCUGCCAAAACCGACCUCAUGUUCCUCAAGGCCUGUAGUCCGUCACGGAGCGCCGACACUGAACACAACCCGUGCGGAGCGAUAGUAACAGGGUACACUGACCAGCCGCAGCCUGACAUCAUAUCCAACGGCAGCAUCUUAUCAAAUGAGACCAAACACCAGCGUGCGGAGCUCAGCUACCUGGUGGACAGACCGAGGCGUGUGAACAGCUCGGCCUUCCAGGAGGCGGAUAUCGUGAGCUCAAAAGACAGUGGCCACGGGGACAGCGAGCAGGGAGAUAGUGACCACGACGCUACGCAUCGAGGACACACUUCCGGCGCUGACCUCUUCUCGAACUGCACAGAAGAGUGUAAAGCACUGGGCCACUCGGACCGAUGCUGGAUGCCCACCUUCGUGCCCACGGACAGUCGCCAGGGCGCUGAUUACCGUAGCAACCUUCACGUGCCAGGCAUGGACUCCGUGCCCGACACUGAGGUAUUUGAGAGCGAGGCACAGCCGGGGGAUAAGUCAUUCUCCACCUUUGGCAAAGAGACGUCCCUCCACAACCACCUCCACCACAACCACAACCACAGCCACCACCAAAACAACCACCAGUACAACCAACACAACCUCCACCAUCAUGGCACCAUAGACCGGAGAGAGUUAGAUGCACUUCUGUCUAACUCGCGUGCGCCUUACAAACCUGCCUAUAUGACGCGGAAAAGGAUAUGCUAGCUCUUUUCGUGUGGACAUACCAGAGACCGCAUGAGUGUCUUUUCAUUUCUUUUUUUUUUGUGCACAAUCAGUCACAACCGACGAGGAAGAGCAUCAAGAUAUUUUUUUUCAACUCCGUUCCCUUAGCCGUCCAUCUUGCUGCCUGCGCCCAUGGACUGCUCACGCAGACACUGGAUCAAAGGGCGGACAAGGAGAAAGAGAGACUCAAAUGGAGGCAAAUGGCCAAGAUACACACUCUCAUGGGUUGGAUCUCAGCCGGACUGAGAGAAGGAGUUAAGAACAUGGAACGGACAGAUGAGAAUGGAGGAGGUGGAGGAGGAGGAGGAGGAGGAGGAGGAGGAGGAGACGAACGAGAGCGGAGCUGUUCCUCUCGCGUCAUCCGUGUGUGCCUGUUUACAGCGCUACUGUACAUCUUUAAAAGAACAAACAAAUGAACAAACAAAUAAACUAAAAAAAACAAACAAAAGGAAAGUUUGUGAAGACAAGAAGGAGGGUAGGGGAAAAAAAGAGACUAUGUUGUGGAAAAACGGAAAUAUUCACUGAGCCCUUUAGAUGUUUGUAUACACACCGAGAAGCCAACUGUACAGGAGAAUUCUUUGUGCAUUACAAAAUGCAAUAUCACUCUUUUAGACUUGACUGUUUUCUACUCUGUGUGUGCGUAUGUGUGCGUAUAUGCGCCUGUGUGCGUGUGUGUGUGUGUGUGUGUGUGUGUGUGUGUGGUCAGGUGUUUCUCCACGUCUAUUCCAGCUUUAUAAAAAACAAAAGAAGAAAAAAAAAUACAACAGAUGGUCAGGAGUUCUGUGAUCAGGAGAUUAUUUUGGGGCGGUUUUUAUUUUAUUUUUAUUUCAAUUUCAUUUUUUCUUUUGCGGGAGGGUGGUUCUGUUUUUGUGUUCAGCAUAGUGGGCCAAGACUCUAUCGGCCUACCACUCACCUCUCAGAUACAUCCAGUAGUUUAUAUCACGUGUGAAAAAAGUGUUUACUGUACUAUUUUAAAAGCUUCAAAAUAAAUACAAAUCUAUAUAUAUAUAAAUCUAUCUAUAUAUAUAUCUAAACUUUUUCUCUCAGAAGGUGUGGUAUCCGAACACUAUGUUUUACCAGUGUAGUCUUGGCUGCUCAGAAGCAAGUGCUUAGAUGACAAACAUUACAGGGGUGCUCAGUUGGACAGCAAGCCUUAUCUUGACAACACGUUUUCAUCAUUUCAGAAAGGACUCUCCUUUUUCCACUUUUUUGGAUAUUGAGAUUUAUGUCUAUAAAUAAAAAGGAAAGUAAGACUUUAGAUUUGAAUUCAUUGUAAUUCUGUGUUAAUGUAGCCAAAAAAACGCGCCAUUUUUUAACCAGAGGCCAAAUAUGAGAGGAUUAUACAGUAUAACACAUAAACACACACACACACACACACACACAUGCAGGCACACCUAAAUAUAAAGAGGUGACCAAUAAACUGACAAGCAACAA